UAAAUGUUUCAAUCCCAGCAGACAAAUCAACAUAUCAAGCCACUUUAUCAUCUAUUCUCUGUUCACUCUCAGUUUCUUAAUAAAACAUCCUCUGCUACUUAAACUUGAACAACCAUGGCUCUGAUUCCAAGCAUUUUUGGUGGCCGCCGGAGCAACGUCUUCGACCCCUUUUCAUUGGACGUUUGGGACCCCUUCGAAGGCUUCCCAUUUUCAACUUCACUAGCCAACCUCCCUUCCUCUGCUCGUGAGACCUCUGCUUUUGCCAACGCUCGUAUCGACUGGAAAGAAACCCCGGAAGCCCACAUCUUCAAGGCCGAUCUUCCUGGAAUCAAAAAGGAAGAAGUUAAAGUUGAAGUGGAAGAAGGCAGGGUGUUGCAAAUUAGUGGUGAGAGGAGCAAAGAGCAGGAAGAGAAGAACGACAAAUGGCAUAGAAUCGAACGGAGCAGUGGGAAAUUCUUGAGGAGAUUCAGGCUGCCGGAGAAUGCUAAAGUUGAGGAGGUGAAGGCCAACAUGGACAAUGGAGUGCUGACUGUGACAGUGCCCAAAAUGGAAGAGAAGAAGCCUGAAAUGAAGUCCAUUGACAUCUCUGGUUAAAGUUGUGUUCAGUGAAAGGUUGAGAAUGUAAUUUAAAAUGAAGUCCAUUGACAUCUUUUUUUUAAAAAAAAUAUUACAUUAAUAUUGCAAUAUGUAAAAAUUAAUUUAAAUA
Molecule: messenger RNA, 706 nt
Organism: Benincasa hispida (wax gourd)
Lineage: Eukaryota; Viridiplantae; Streptophyta; Magnoliopsida; Cucurbitales; Cucurbitaceae
Product: 17.8 kDa class I heat shock protein-like
Source: RefSeq, a predicted model, not a curated record